ACGAGUGAAGUUGACUCAUCGCGCUUUAAUAACUGACAUCACUGGGGAGACGCCUCAGAAGCCAGACUUUGAAAAACACGGAGCAAUCUGUAAAAGCUCACUGUCACAGGCUGAGCUUGAAGUUGGAGUCUUCCCUCUCCAUCGUCAAACGCUUGUAGUUUGAAGAAGUUUCGUGUGAGACAAGUACAGACAGACCUUUUAUCGUGAUGCUUGUGCUUCUGGGAUUCAUUCUUGUCUUUCACCUAGCCACAGCUGCCUUGCUGUUCAUUGCCACGAUAAAUAAUGCCUGGUGGCGAAAUGAUUUACUCAGCACCGAUAUAUGGAUGACCUGCUUUUCGAAUGGUUCUCAUUGUGUGAGCGAACUUGUUGAGAAAUAUGGAGACUGCAUCAAGGCAAUACAGGCGACCAUGUGUCUGUCAGUGAUCUUUUGCUGCAUUUCCUUCAUUGUGUUUGUUGUUCAACUGUUCCGACUACAGAAGGGACAGAGGUUUUACAUUGCUGGAACCCUGCAACUGCUUUCUAGUCUCUGUGUAAUGAUUGCAGCCUCCAUCUAUACAAACCAGCAAGAAAACUUCCAUACUUACUUUACCCCAAAUUCAGGAAAUUACGGAUACUCUUACAUUCUAGCUUGGAUUGCUUUUGCGUUCACUCUGAUCAGCGGUGUGAUGUAUAUUGUUUUACGGAAACGUAAAUAAGAGGUUUUCCUUGUUCUAAAUCCUCCUGUGUACAUCACUACAGAAAUGACUUCUGGAUGAUAGCAUCAGUCCCUUGCAAACAAAGCCCAUCUGUACAGUGACUGUCAGAUUAAGGAAACCCCAAAUAAUAGUUAAUUCCACACUUUCGAACCCUUAUUAAUUGCAAAUUCUCAACCUGUUUGCCAUAGUAUUUACAAAAAUCAAAAUCCACAUUUGUCAACAAGUUACAGCUGCAAGUUUUCUUUUGUCAGUGAUGAGCAGUUUUUGCAUUAUUAUCCUAUGUUCAUUCAUCUUGUUUGUUCAUGUUCAUAGAGCAGCUGGUUUAAGCACUUCAGUCUCCACAAACUAGCUAGUUUAGUUUUUAAACUGGUGAUUUUUUUUUUUAAAAAACCCUGUCUCGAAUUAAGCCUUUCCCAAAGUUGGUCUGUUUUUAAUCUAUGAUCCCAUUUAGUUCUCAAAAAUGUGACAUUUUUCACGCAUAAAUUCUUUAAAAUGACAUGUUACAAAAUGAAUUAAGUUAUCCUGAAAAGUGUCGCCAAGACGGAAUAUGAUCCUUUUCAGAGGUACGUUAUUGCUUUUUUAUAAACCCAAGAACUGUACCAUAUGGUAUCCACUGGGACAGUGUAUUUUCUUCAAUGUUGCAUUAAAUGUGUAAAAACGUAGCAGUUUUGUAAAAAAACAAAUUCAAAAGAAACAUCUGAUACUUUUUUGUACAGUUAGUGAAUUAUGUGGAUUUGGUUCCUUUUUUAAAAAAAAAUUCAAACAAAAAUAAUUUUGAAAACUACAAUGUUUAAAGAAGGUGCCACUUUUAAAAAAUUGAAUGAAUGUUUGUUCGUUCAUAGAAGCUCAUAAACAGUACAGUGCCAAACCUACAUAUGUCAAGAGCAGCAUAUUUACCAUCUCAUCAAACUGGAUCUAAUAAUAUGUGCCUCCAUUAGAUACUGACAUUGUUGUUUAAAAAACAAUACACUGCAUAUAAUACGAUUCAAAUAUGAUCUAAUUUUUGGAUUAGACUAAAUUAUUCAGAUUUUAAUUAUUUUCUUUCACCCAAGAAUCAAAAGUUAAACUGUUAUCCUCCAAGAACUAUUCAAUUUGCCUUUUUGCUCUUGAAUCUGGACAAUAUUUAAAAUCUAAAACAAAUGCCUCGGAGUCUACAAUGUUGAAAACCAAAUAAAAUUGAUGUCUGGGUCUGUUUGUACUUUUUUAUUCAUUAAUAUAAUACAAGCCAUCUGCUGCAGUGUAAAUUGCUGGAAACAGGCAUUUGCUAUUCUGAGUACUAUUUCAUUCUAAAACAGAACAAUUGAUUUAAAAAGUUGUCUUCAGAUCAAACUUUUGGUUUUGAUAUAAGUAGGUGCCUUUUUUUUUGUUGCCAAUAAGCAUGAUUGGAACUCUUUGUAACCCUGCCCUUCUGCAAUUCAUGGCACCAGACUAAUUAAGAAAAUUUUCAUGUUUCUGAUGUGCAGAUGUGGUUGAUAAUCUGAGCGUCUCCUGCUCUUUGAGCUUGACAUGAAACUUUUUAAAGUUUUAUUUUUAUGUAUUAACCUACUGAAAAAUGUCUCCAGCCUCACAUGAUUCUGUUAUGGAUUUUCUGUCACUGAAAUAAACUUUUGCAUUCUACACUUCACUUCACUUCAGUAAUCAGACUACUUCAAAGCCAUGGACUCCUAUGGCACAGUGAUAGUAUCCCUAGCUCUAUCCCAGAAGAUCCAGGUUCAAAUCUGACCUGCCUAGAGGUGCCAAAAUGUAUGGAGCAGGUUCAUUGAAAGUAACUACUGCAAGGCCAUCAAUGCAAAUGAAGUACUUAAACGGAACUAAACUCUGUCAUCAUGCCUGUCUUCGGAUGCUGCCUGAAUUGCUGUGCUCUUCCAGCACCACUGAUCCAGCAUCAUGACUUUUCCCCUAUUUUAAAGCUAAAAGAUAUUUCCAGAAACUAAAUGAUAUGCCCUUGACAUGAGAAAAUUCUGUCUUCACGUUUAUGGGAAACAGAAGAUACUGCUGUUAAGGAAUACUCAAAUUCAGCAUUUGUGAGUUUGUCAAGUUGGUGUUAUUUGUUUUUGUACCCUGACUAUCAGAAGAACAUUAGAUUACAAAGAUUCUUAAAUCUAAAUGAUAGAACGAGGUUCACCAUUUGAGUGCUUGCAAGAUGUUGACCUCUUAUCCCUGUUCCUGUUUGCUAAUUGGAGAGCAAGCAUCAAUGUAAUCGAAAAUAACAAUUGCACUGAAACUUAGCAAUCAACCUCCUGACAAAGGAGUGUUUCAUCUUUCUCAAAAAAAAAAUUCCUAGCCCAGAAGUGUUUUUUACUUCCAGGUAACAAGUUUUAAAUUUUAAAAAACAAACCCUAAUAGCACAUGUGUAGGAAAUGCCACUACAGGUUCCACAUUAAGAACUGUGCCUCCCAUUGCAGUGCUGUAGAAUGGGGUUGGAACAUAUGCUAGUGGCUUCUAGUGGCAGCAGGAUGGUACUGUCAAAUGGCUUGUUAAUGUUAAGUUUUUUUUUCCCCUUUUUCUUCUUAAAUCCUAGUGCCUAGUGAAAUAUGGUUUUGUAUUGUUUUGCAAGUGUAGCUCUAUUGAUACUACAGCAAGCAACUUUCUUUCAUUAUGAAAUGUUGGGGUUACAUCUUUUUCAGUGGUCUAUGGAUACAAGGAAAUAGGUAAAUUGUUUACUGUUGUACAGUUACAUAAGGUUUGGGAGGGUAUCGCAGGCUUUCAUAAAUGAGGAUCAAAUGUUAAGUCCCAUCUUGUGAGUGGAUCCCAAUCCAUGAGCAAUGAAAUAAAAGAAGUGUUAACUUGCUAAUCAUUUGUUAUUUAAAGAAAUGUAUACAUCUCCAAACAGAAUUUGCAAGUUCUACUUGUACAAGAUCUUUAUCCAGACACUGUAGCUUCAGAGCUUAAUAUCCAAAAAUGAUAAUAUGCCCACUGGUUGCGAAGUUAGCAUUUUCUCUAAUAUAGUAUCUUGAGGUAUUGUUUUUAUAACCAAUAUGUAUUUAUUGCAUGCAAACUCAUUGUUAAUGAUUUUACUCUAAUAGUAUUGUACACAGUUAAACAAAUUAUAAAACUCAAAUGCCCAGUAGAAAUUUUCAUUUCAAAAUAUUCAUUUGAUACAUUGUGUAUAAUAAAUAUAGUUUAUCUAAUACGUUGACAUAUAGGCUGUUGUCCUUUUCCUGCCUAAAUUAUCAGCCACAGAUGGGGAUCAAAACUUUUGAGAUUAGAGAACGUUAUUCUAAAUAGAUUUGUGCAUAUUCAGUCAUGUUGGAUUGUAAGGAACACAAUGCGUGUAUUUUGAGUUUUAGUAUUUGGCCAUUACUCAAGUCAAAUUAAUUGCUGCCAUUUAGUGACAACAUGAGUUAUUGUUCAUAUGUUCGUCACACAUUUGAAUCUCUCUCCACAAAUAAUUUAACAGUGGGUUUAUGAUUUGAAAUCCGAACUAAUUUCUGAAAAUGAUAGGCAUAUUUGUUUAUUUCUACUGUAACAAAGAUUCCAAUAUGAAGACCAGCUGAAAUAUAGACUUCCAGUGCAACUGUCCUUAAGUAAAUCUAUAGUUAUCCAGGAUCCUACUGUAUGCUACAGAAAUCUAAAUUCCUAUUCAAAACUGUUUGGGGAUUUCUUCUUUUGGAUGAAAUCUGCAGUAUUGCUUAGUAUUUAGUCCUUUCAAAGACAUUUAGAAAAUAUUGUAAACUCUUCCCCAAUUAUGUACACGUUUUAUUGAAAGCUAAGCCCCUUACCACUACUUGGACUCUUUCUCCUGGUAAUUUUUUUUUGUUUUGAUCUCAUGAUUCAACAUCUUUUUAAUAAAGGCUGUGUUUGUAAUGAAAGCUAAAAUAAGAAAUGGUUAUUAAUUCUGUAUUUUGUAUGUAAUAAAGUAUCCACCUAGUAAAUCA
Molecule: messenger RNA, 4573 nt
Organism: Chiloscyllium plagiosum (whitespotted bambooshark)
Lineage: Eukaryota; Metazoa; Chordata; Chondrichthyes; Orectolobiformes; Hemiscylliidae
Gene: emp2
Product: epithelial membrane protein 2
Cellular component (GO): plasma membrane
Source: RefSeq, a predicted model, not a curated record